GAGUCGGCCGCCGCCGCAGCGCCUCCGCUCCGCCGACGCCGCCGGCUUCCCUGGGACUCCCCGACCCGCGAGGGCGCGGCGCGGCCGGGCAGCGGCUCUCUCGGCCUUGGCAACCCCGGGGGCCACUGUUUCCCACUUAGCCACGGCUCCAGCAUCCUCUCUGUGGGCUGUUCACCAACUGUACAACCACCAUUUCACUGUGGACACUACUCCCUGUUACAGACAUGGGAGACAUGGGAGAUCCACCAAAAAAAAAACGUCUGAUUUCCCUGUGUGUUGGUUGCGGCAAUCAAAUUCACGAUCAGUAUAUUCUGAGGGUUUCUCCGGAUUUGGAAUGGCAUGCGGCAUGUUUGAAAUGUGCGGAGUGUAAUCAGUAUUUGGACGAGAGCUGUACGUGCUUUGUUAGAGAUGGGAAAACCUACUGUAAAAGAGAUUAUAUCAGGUUGUACGGGAUCAAGUGCGCCAAGUGCAGCAUCGGCUUCAGCAAGAACGACUUCGUGAUGCGCGCCCGCUCCAAGGUGUACCACAUCGAGUGUUUCCGCUGCGUGGCCUGCAGCCGCCAGCUCAUCCCCGGGGACGAGUUCGCGCUGCGGGAGGACGGGCUCUUCUGCCGCGCCGACCACGACGUGGUGGAGAGGGCCGGCCUGGGCGCCGGCGACCCGCUCAGCCCCCUGCACCCGGCGCGGCCGCUGCAGAUGGCAGCCGAGCCCAUCUCCGCCAGGCAGCCGGCCCUGCGGCCCCACGUGCACAAGCAGCCCGAGAAGACCACCCGCGUGCGGACCGUGCUGAACGAGAAGCAGCUGCACACCCUGCGGACCUGCUACGCCGCCAACCCGCGGCCCGACGCGCUCAUGAAGGAGCAGCUGGUGGAGAUGACCGGCCUGAGUCCGCGCGUGAUCCGGGUCUGGUUCCAGAACAAGCGCUGCAAGGACAAGAAGCGGAGCAUCAUGAUGAAGCAGCUCCAGCAGCAGCAGCCCAACGACAAGGCCAAUAUCCAGGGGAUGACAGGAACUCCCAUGGUGGCUGCCAGUCCAGAGAGACACGACGGUGGCUUACAGGCAAACCCAGUGGAGGUGCAAAGUUACCAGCCGCCGUGGAAAGUACUGAGUGACUUCGCCUUGCAGAGUGACAUAGAUCAGCCGGCUUUUCAGCAACUGGUCAAUUUUUCAGAAGGAGGACCGGGCUCUAAUUCCACUGGCAGUGAAGUGGCGUCGAUGUCCUCUCAGCUCCCAGAUACACCUAACAGCAUGGUAGCCAGUCCAAUUGAGGCAUGAGGAACAUUCAUUCAGAUGUAUUUUUUUUUCCCUGUUGGAGAAAGUGGGAAAUUAUAAUGUUGAACUCCGAAACAAAAGUAUUUAACGACCCAGUCAAUAAAAACUGAAUCAAGGAAUGAAUGCUCCAUGAAAUGCACGAAGUCUGUUUUAAUGACAAGGUGAUAUGGUAGCAACACUGUGAAGACAAUCAUGGGAUUUUACUAGAAUUCAAACAACAGACAAAACCCAAACCCAACGUAACGCUAUCCAAUGACCUUAGGAGUACUGAAA
Messenger RNA from Hippopotamus amphibius kiboko, 1544 nucleotides. It is a transcript of the gene ISL1, whose product is annotated as ISL LIM homeobox 1. NCBI's taxonomy places the organism in Eukaryota, Metazoa, Chordata, Mammalia, Artiodactyla, Hippopotamidae. Gene Ontology annotation, cellular component: nucleus. The record is from RefSeq and is a predicted model, not a curated record. Gene Ontology annotation, molecular function: cis-regulatory region sequence-specific DNA binding; DNA-binding transcription factor activity, RNA polymerase II-specific. The transcript is spliced from 6 exons. Bases 225 to 1274 code for a protein of 349 amino acids. Gene Ontology annotation, biological process: positive regulation of transcription by RNA polymerase II; neuron fate specification; axonogenesis.